AUGGCGAGAAUGGGACUCCAUGUUUGCGCCACCCUUGCGUGUGUUUUUGCCGGGUUCGGUUUGAUAUCUUGCUGCACCUUCGCCUCGCCCACACUUCUGUGCCUGGACAUCGACUACAACAACAUGAGCUAUAUCCAGUCUCUAAUAGACUUGAACGCCCCUGAGGAAUUCUACGCAUAUGGCGCAACCAACAUGGGCAACACAAUAAUCUCUUUCGGACAGAGAGAAAAUCUCAACUCGAUUACAUUGGCGGAUUGUGAUAUAGAUUCGUUUCAGGAUUCGGAUAUUUUCAAAGUGUUACCAGGUCUACGAUUUUUAAAUCUGACUAUCAAUGGUCUGACGGCCAUCCCCCAUCUGCCUAAGAGUCUACAGUGGAUAGAUCUAAGCGGCAAUGACCUCCUCUUCAGUGUGGCCAACUGGGACGAUACUUCUGCAGUCAAGGCGUUUUUCUCACCAUUGGAGGGACUAGAACUCUUACAAGACCUUGACCUUAGUCACAACGACCUCGGGUUCUUCGGCGGCUUUUCCAUCAGCAACAAGCUGAAGUUCCUCGACCUUUCCUACAACCCUCUUUACAAAAUAUGGCUCCAGAACACUCCUUGGAUACUGAAUCUCACAUACACUAACAUCGAAAUGAACGCCAAGUCCACCCGGAUUGACAACUUCGUCUUCCACCCGCGCGGGCAGCUGAAACGAAUUGACUUCAACAAUGCUGGCAUAGACAGGAUUGACACGAAUUUCCUUGAAACCUUGACUGCGUGGAGUGCUCAGUGUAACCUACAGAUCAGCUGGCAAUACAAUCCUUGGGUAUGCGACUGUCAUUCGGUCCAACUACGGGCAUGGAUGGUGGCGCUUUCGAGGACCAGCAUUAUUCCAGACUGGUUUCAGGAUGGAAUUACAUGUAACAGUCCGGCAAAAGUUGCCGGAAAUACGCUCGUUAGUGUUGCUGAGUCGGAUUUGGUUUCUGUUGGUGGAACAAACUGUCCAGUGUGA
Molecule: messenger RNA, 993 nt
Organism: Lineus longissimus
Lineage: Eukaryota; Metazoa; Nemertea; Pilidiophora; Heteronemertea; Lineidae
Product: leucine-rich repeat-containing protein 70-like
Exons: 1
Coding region: 1-993 (330 amino acids)
Cellular component (GO): extracellular matrix
Source: RefSeq, a predicted model, not a curated record